AUGAUGUCCUUACCGGGAACGUUUGCCUGUGACGAAUAUGGGCGUCCGUUCAUCGUGCUCCGCGACCAGGAGAACCAGAAGCGGUUGACCGGCAACGAGGCCAUCAAGAGUCACAUCUUGGCAGCGAAGCAGAUUGCCUCCAUCAUUCGUUCAUCGCUUGGACCGAAGGGUUUGGACAAGAUGAUGGUCAGUGGUGACGGUGAGGUCAUGGUCACCAACGAUGGCGCCACAAUCAUGAAGGAGAUGGAUGUGGACCAUGAAAUUGGUAAGCUGAUGGUGCAGCUCAGUCAAUCACAAGACGACGAAAUCGGCGAUGGUACGACGGGAGUCGUUGUGCUGGCGGGAGCUUUACUCGAACAAGCCGAAUCCUUGCUCGAUCGGGGCAUUCAUCCGAUUCGUAUCGCGGAUGGGUUUGAGCUGGCCGCACAGUGUGCCGUGAAGCAUCUGGAUACGAUCGCGCAACCCUUCCCGGUGUCGCGUGACAACAAGGACCCUCUGAUCCGUGUCGCCAUGACCACGCUCGGCAGCAAGAUCGUGAAUAAGUGUCACCGGCAGAUGGCAGAAAUUGCGGUCGAUGCCGUGCUGACGGUGGCCGAUCUCGAGAAAAAGGAUGUGAAUUUCGAGCUGAUCAAGCUAGAGUGUAAGGUGGGCGGAAGGAUGGAGGACACCUGUCUGGUGAAGGGUGUGGUGGUGGAUAAAACGAUGAGUCACUCGCAGAUGCCGACCGUGCUGAAGGACGUGAAGUUGGCUAUUCUCACCUGCCCGUUCGAGCCACCGAAGCCCAAGACCAAGCAUAAGCUCGAUGUGACGUCGGCGGAAGAUUACCGUAAGUUGCGCGAGUACGAGCAGGAAAAGUUCCUGGAGAUGGUGAAGCAGGUGAAGGAUGCCGGUGCUACCUUGGCCAUCUGUCAGUGGGGCUUCGAUGAUGAGGCGAACCAUUUGUUGCUACAGCAGCAAUUGCCCGCCGUCCGUUGGGUUGGUGGACCGGAAAUUGAGCUGAUUGCUAUUGCGACCGGUGGAAGGAUUGUGCCGCGGUUUGAAGAGCUGACGCCCGAUAAACUUGGAACGGCAGGUAUUGUGCGGGAGCUAAGCUUCGGUACGACCAAGAACAAGAUGCUGGUGAUUGAGGACUGUAAGAAUACGCGCGCCGUUACGGUAUUGAUCCGUGGUGGCAAUCGGAUGAUUACGGAGGAAGCGAAGCGAUCAAUCCACGAUGCGCUCUGUGUGGUCCGUUCGUUGAUUCGUGACUCGCGUAUCGUAUAUGGUGGUGGUGCAGCAGAAAUUAGCUGCUCCCUGGCGGUGGCUCGCGAAGCCGAUCAGUUGUCCACGCUGGAGCAGUAUGCGUUCCGUUCAUUUAGUGUUGCGCUCGAGUCGAUUCCGCUGGCUCUGGCGGAGAACAGUGGCCUUUCGCCGAUUGAAACGCUGUCUGAGCUUAAGGCACGCCAAGGAACGGAGAACAGUUCCACGUUCGGUGUGGACUGCAUGCUGACGGGCAAUUCCGACAUGAAGGAUCAUCACGUGAUCGAAUCGCUGCACUCGAAGAAACAGCAGAUUGUACUCGCGACCCAGCUUGUGAAGAUGAUUCUGAAAAUCGAUGAUGUGCGAACCCCGUCCGAUCGUUAA
Messenger RNA from Anopheles marshallii, 1623 nucleotides. It is a transcript of the gene CCT5, whose product is annotated as T-complex protein 1 subunit epsilon. Gene Ontology annotation, molecular function: ATP binding; ATP-dependent protein folding chaperone; ATP hydrolysis activity. Gene Ontology annotation, biological process: protein folding. The coding region runs from base 1 to 1623 and encodes 540 amino acids. Gene Ontology annotation, cellular component: chaperonin-containing T-complex. The record is from RefSeq and is a predicted model, not a curated record. The transcript is spliced from 2 exons. NCBI's taxonomy places the organism in Eukaryota, Metazoa, Arthropoda, Insecta, Diptera, Culicidae.